GCCCGCGCCGCCCUUUGCCAUGGGGCGGCCUCUGGUCUCGCCCUACGUGGACAACGCCAACCUCUUCGGCGUCUGCGCGGAGCACGUUGGCACGGCCCUCGACGAGGUCUGCGCGGAGUUGGACCGCCUGAGCCUCGCCUACAACGAGAAGGUCGAGCCGACCCGUCUGUACGAGUCUGUCGGGGUGGUCUUCGAUGGGCAGGCGCGGAAGCUCAGGCACACCGACAAGAGGGCCUGGAAGCUCUACUUGGGCCUCCAGCGCCUCAUAGGCGUAGGUGGUGCCACAGGCUCGCUCCGCAUCAUCUACGGGCACCUCGUGAACUUCUUCAUGCUGAUGCGGCCCGCCUUGGCAGUGCUCGACCUGGGCUACCACUUCAUCGCGGAGCACCGCGAGAGGUUCGCCAAGCUCCAGCCCGACCUCUUGGACGAGAUCUGUGUCGCCAAGGGUCUGAUUUUCCUGGUGGAGGUGGACCUUGGGGCGCCUUGGGCUCCGGCCACUUACUGCAGCGACGCCAGCACCUACGGCUACGCGUUGCACGAGGCUUGCCUGGCGGACGACGAGCUGCUCGACACCUUCAGCGCACGGGAGCGCUGGCGCCUCCUGAACGUAGAGCCCGCCUUCCAGCCUGGUGCGGCCGACGGGCCGCCCUCCGCCAUCGCCGCCGAGGCCACAGCUACUCUCGCGGCGGGGCUAGUGGGCGACCCUGCUUUCGAUUUUGACGACGAGCAUCGCGGGGGCGCCUGCCUGGACCGCCGGCCCGCGCGCACGGCCACGCUCGAGCUCGACGGGAUGGUGACUCCCGUGGCCGACGCCGUGGUCGACCGCCACCGUUGGGCUCUGAUCGUCCGAGGCGCCUGGAGGUACGCGGCCCCUAUCCACGUGAAGGAGGCGCGCGCGCAGCUGCUGGGCCUGAUCAGGGCCUCGCGGAGCACCAGGAUGCACGGCCACCGCGUGGGCAGCAUGGGCGACAACAUGGCUGCCCUCCUCAGCUUCGAGAAGGGCCGCGCCCGUGACUUUGCCCUCAGACAGCUCUGUCGGGUCGCUGCCGCGAGGCAGAUCUCCGCCGACAUCCAGCGGCGGCAGCGGCACGUCGAGACGGACCGCAACCCUACCGACUACGACUCCAGAGCGGCCGAGCUCGGGGAGGUGCAGCCCGGGCAGCCACAGUGGGGGCCUCCCGCCGCCCUAGCCGCCAUCGAGGCCAGCCUGGGGCCGCCGCCGCCAGCCGAGGGCUGGCGGGCUGCCCGACCAGCCGCGGGCUCUGCCGGCGGCCUGACCGCGCACGGCGCCCAGCGGCGCCUCGCUCGCGUGGCAGGCCUGCAUGCCCGCCGCGGCCGCCGCUGCCUGUCAGAGGUCGCGCCAGGGCCGCAGCCACCACAAUCGUUUGAUACCCCGGAGGUUUCCAAAGGGGCAGCCUCAGAGACGGCGGAGGUCAUCGCCGCGCCUGCUCCGAGGGAGGCAGAAGGCAAAAAGCUCUCGCUCGCAGCCUCUCGUCCUCGUGGUUCCCGUCGCCCCAAAGCUUUCUGCGAGAUCUUCGCGGACUGCGCCCGGCUCAACGCCGCCCUCAGGGACUUGGGCCUUUCGGUGACGACCCCGGUGGACCUGAAGAACGGCUCGAAUUUCGACAUCCUGGACUACAGGGUCUCCGGCGGCUGGGAGGCUCACUUGGCGGCCGCUGUCGGGCGGCCCACCUGCGACCUCGUCAGGCACGAGCCAGUCGCAGGGGCCCGCAGGCGGCGGAACUUCAUCGAGCCGACGGUCCUGGCGGCCAGGAGGCGCGCCCUCGCCGAGCAGCAGGGCCGCCACGUGGUGCACGGCACCAUCCACUGCCUGCGCUACCCGCGACGGACCCCCGCCACGCUGCCGCUCAGCCGCCACGCGCUCGCCCGCUGGAGCCAGGCGGGGCCAGAGCGGGUCCGCGACCCGCUGCCGUGGGGAGCCGCCGUCCUGAUCGCCGAUCACACGAUCCAGCAGGAGCCCCUCGGCGAGGCGGCCGCGGGCGCGCUCGUCGACAGCUUCGACGGGUACCUCCGGCCAUCCAGCGUGCUGAGGAUCAAUGGCGCCGACGUGCACGUCGUCGCGGGCGGGGUGGCCAGGGGGCGCCCCCGCGCGACGGCCACCAUCGCCCCGCUCCGCGCCAACAAUGGAGCCGAGCCCCGCCCGCGGCUCAAGAACAACGAGCUCGACAUCUUCGGAGACCAGGCGAGCUUCAAGGCAGGACGGAGCUUCGUGGCCGACCUCCUCGUGAAGCUGAAGGACCAGCGCCUGCUGCAUCGCCAGCUCUUCCCGCUGACGCUGGCCCUGCACGACAGGUACUUCAGCGCCGCGGUCGCGGCCCUUCGCCCGCACCGCCUUGACGUGCACUGGAGAAGGUGCCACGCGCUCUGCUUCAGUCCUUCCCAG
This is a messenger RNA of Prorocentrum cordatum, 2404 nucleotides long. The record is from the annotation of a GenBank genome assembly. Lineage: Eukaryota; Dinophyceae; Prorocentrales; Prorocentraceae.